AUGGGGCCACAUCAAUCACUGUUGGAACGAUCGACUUGGAUGUCCACUCACCCCCAGUGGUCUGCUCACAGACCUUCAUGGUCAUCGACGAGGUUUCCCCCUACAACGGAAUCUUGGGCCGACCGUGGAUCAGCAAGAUCGAGGCCAUCACAUCUGCUCUACAUCAGAAAAUCCGCUAUCCCAUCCCUGGGGGCGGGAUCGGGCAGAUCAACAGUGACCAAGCCAUGGCAAGGAGAUGCACGCCCAAGGGCUCAAGAAGAGCAAGCAGCUGCAGUUCACACCAGUAAUGCAAGCUGCCAACGAGGCAGGAAGCGCUCUUAG
Prunus armeniaca (apricot) is the source of this 321-nucleotide messenger RNA. The record is from the annotation of a GenBank genome assembly. Lineage: Eukaryota; Viridiplantae; Streptophyta; Magnoliopsida; Rosales; Rosaceae.